AUGUGUGUGGAUAGUCGUGCUAUUAAUAGGAUCAAGGUGAAGUAUAGUUUUCCCAUUCCUAGACUUGACAAUAUGCUAGAUAUGAUGGUUGGUGCUAUAAUAUUUUUGAAGAUUGAUCUAAAGAGUGGAUAUCAUCAGAUUAGAAUCCGUCCCGGGGUAUCUGCUGACCCUGGUAAGAUUCAGUCGAUUCUUGACUGGCCUGAACCUAAGACUGUUCAUGACGUCAGGAACUUUCACGGCUUGGCGGCUAAGGCCUUUAAGUUGGUCAAGAAGCGAAUGACAGAGGCUCCUGUCACGUGCCUUUCGGAUUUUUUCAAUAUCUUUGAGGUCGAGUGUGAUGCUUCUAGGACCUAUUCUUUUAUUUUGAAACACAAGAAGGGUGUGGAGAACCAAGUGGUUGAUGCUUUAAGUCGUCGUGUCUCCCUUUUGUCGAUCAUGAGUGUUAAGGUCAUCGGCUUUGAAAGGCUUAAGGAGGAUUACGAGUCGUGUCCUAAUUUUAAGGAUAUCUUUCUUGAUUUACAAGGUGGACAGUCGGAUACCACAGAUGGCUUCCGACUUGAGGAGUGUUACCUUUUUAGAGUCAAUAAAUUGUGCAUCCCUCGAACUUCAGUGCGGGAUUUCAUAGUGUGA
Olea europaea var. sylvestris is the source of this 630-nucleotide messenger RNA. RefSeq lists its product as uncharacterized. Bases 1 to 630 code for a protein of 209 amino acids. Lineage: Eukaryota; Viridiplantae; Streptophyta; Magnoliopsida; Lamiales; Oleaceae. The transcript is spliced from 4 exons. The record is from RefSeq and is a predicted model, not a curated record.